UUGAAUUUUUUAAAAAAAGUUACGUCAUUUUUGAAUAUUGACUGAUUGUUUUCUGACCUCGUUAUUUUGGUUUUCGAACGCGCCAGAAUCUAUUCAAUUGAAUGAAGGAAAAAAUAUUCUAUAUAGCAUGGAGCCCAUCAUUUCAGUAUGAAUGUCGAUUCGAUUUUUGUUUUUUGUUUUUUGGGACAAUCCGCAACUUGCAAUAUUCUUCUGAUUUUGAAGAACAGUCCAAAUUCUGCAUUUUCUAUGAUCUCUCUCGUUGUGUGUGUGUCUUUGUCGAUUGAUAAUUUAUGAUGAGUGAAAAUAGUAUGUGUGUGUGUAUUUCAUCAACAGAAACAAAUCAACGUAUUCAAAAGUCAUAAAGUUGAAUUAAGAAUUUCUUGUUAUACUCUUUCAAUCAUUAAAAUUCAACAUUGACAGAAAAUUAAUCUGUUUUUUUGAUUGUUUUGAUUGGUCAAUGAAUUAAUGUCAAAAAAAAAGAUUGCAAUAUUGCUCUAUUCGUCUUUUCAUCAUCAAUUGCUUUGUAUAUGUAGUUGUAGUAAUUUCUAAUCAUAAAUGAAAUUGAGUAAAUUUCUCUUGUCAUCAUGUAUGCAAUAAUGUAAUUUGUCGUUUUCCUAUCAAUCGAAUCGAAUGGGCAUAUCCGAUCAAAUCAUCAUCAAACUUAUUAAUUUGUACAGCCAAAUCUCGAAACUUUAUUUAAAACAUAAACAAAUAAUAUAGUUGCAUGCUGUAUAUACAAAGACAUCAUCAACGAGAGAAAACAUCGACAUACUUUUCGCUUAUUCACACUAUUUUUCAACCAUCCACCAAAUUCUUGGCAAAUAUAUCAACCAAGAAAAUUCUGCUCUGAUUCUUUAAUGAAAAAAAAAUUUUUUCCAACGAAAUUCAUUUGACUGUGUCGUAAUAAAAAAAAUCAUUAAAAAAUUCAAGAAUUCACCAUUCUUUUAUCGAAUUAUAUAGCUCAUCCAUUUCCUCACUCAAUCAUGUUCGAUACUAUCGAUGAUAUUGAAAUCAACGAAAAGGCCCUUUUUAAAGGUGUUCGUGUAUCAAAAUAUCGUCAUGUUUAUGGAAUGGUUGCCAGAAAAGAUCAAUGUUAUGAUAAUGUACAGAUAACGAAAAAUGCACAUGAUAGCAAUUUUUGUGCAGCUAAUCCAAAGUUUUUGGCAAUCGUGACUGAAUCGUGUGGUGGUGGAAGCUUCAUCAUCAUACCUAUCGAUAAAGCUGGACGUAUUGAUUCACAUGCAGGACGUGUAACCGGUCAUCGUGGUCAAAUCUAUGAUAUUAAAUGGAAUCCAUUCAACGAUAAUGUUAUUGCAUCAUGUUCGGAUGAUACGACAAUCAAACUUUGGUAUAUACCGGAUGAAGGUCUACUUAGCCGUAAUAUGCAACAACCUAUUAUUGAAUUGAGAGGUCAUAAACGUCGAGUAAAUUUUAUUGAAUGGCAUCCAACAGCUGAUAAUAUACUUGUAUCGGCUGGUUCGGAUCAUUUGAUGAUCGUAUGGAAUACAUUGACUGCUGAUGUUUGUCGUGUAAUCACCUGUCAUACUGAAACCAUUCAUUCAAUGUCAUUCAAUCGUGAUGGAAGUCUAAUAGCAACGACAAGCAAAGAUAAAAAAUUGCGAAUCAUCGACCCAAGAUCCACACAAGUUGUUAAUGAAGGUCUUUGUCAUCAUGGAACCAAAGCAUCGAAAGUUGUUUAUUUGGGCGAUUCACAACGAUUAUUCACCGUCGGUUUCUCUCGCUACAGUGAUCGUCAAUGGGCUGUUUGGUCGGAACGUGAUCUAACUUCACCGCUUACAAUCGAAAAUAUUGAUUCAUCAUCUGGUGUUUUAUUUCCCUAUUAUGAUCAUGAUACACGUAUGGUUUAUGUAGCCGGUAAAGGUGAUGGCAAUAUUCGAUAUUAUGAAACUACCGAUGAACAUCCCUAUUGUCAUUAUCUUUCACAAUUUUUAUCCGGAUUUCCACAACGUAGUCUUGGAAUGAUGCCUAAACGUGGAUGUGAUGUUUACAAAUGUGAAAUUGUUCGUUUCUACAAAUUACAUGCAACCAAACAUAUUUGUGAGCCCAUUUCGAUGAUAGUACCACGGAAAUCUGAACAAUUUCAAUCAGAUGUUUUCCCUGAUACUGCUGCACCAACGCCAGCUUUGACGGCCGAUCAAUGGCUUAGUGGUCAGAAUCGUAAUCCUGUUUUGUUCAAUCUAAAGACAGGCGCAGGUGCUAAAACCAACAAACCUAUUUUUAUUCAACAAUCAUUUAAUCCGGUUAUCAAAACAGCCAUUGGUGAACGCAAAUUGGAAUUCAUAUCGAAAGCAAAUGCUGUUGAUUAUCGGGAAAAGGAUUACAUUGAUGAUAAUAAUGAUGAUGAUGAUGAAAAGCCUCAAAAGCAACAGGCUUUAUCUAAUGGUCAUAAACAGGAAAAACCACGACAGAAUGGCCAUUGUUUAAAUAACGAGCAAAGAAAAGUGAAUGGUUCAACACCGCGAAAAAGUCAUUCAAAUGAUCAUUUCGAAACGAAUGGAAAACAAAAUUUCAUUCAAUCGAAACCAAUGAAAUCUGAAUCAGCAUUGGCACAAAAUUUUCGUGAAUCAAUCACGAAAUCAUCAUCAAAUGUUCCGUUACGAUCUCGAUUACCAUGGAUCAAGGAUGAUGAUGAUCUCAAUCGAGAUGCUGAACAAUUAUCGAAACCAAUGUGUGAUAUAGUCAGUUUAAAUCAAGUCAAACAUCACCUGCCACCUGCUAUACCAAAUAUGAUCACGCUCAAAGAUGAUGAUGAUGAUGAUGAUGAUGAUGAUUAUGAUCAAGAUGAUGAUGAUGAUGAUGAUGAUGAUGAUUCGAAUGAUUCGGCAGCAGCCGAUGCAAAUACAACCGAUGAUAGCAUUGCUGAAGAAUUAGCCUUUUCUGCCACUAUAAGCCAUACAAAUAAUAGUAAUGAAAGCUUUAAUACCACCACAUCUACCACCACUGAAGGUGAAAAUAACGGAGAUCGUGUAGAUAAUAAUAUUUCACCUAUUUGCAUGAAAAUUAAUAAUAAAGAUCUCGAAGAAGAAGAAGAAGAAUUGGAUCCAAAUCCAAAAAAUGAACGAGAGCUUUGGCGAGCGUUCCAAGAACAACGUGCUAUCAUACAUAAAUUACAAUCACAAUUGAAUGAAAAAAACAAACAAAUCGAAGAACUUGAAAGUAUACUGAAAAACAUUAACAACCGAUCAAAUUGAUUAAUUGAUGACUGAAGAAAAAAUACUUGACAAUUGAUUGAUCUUUAUUUAAUUAUUUACAAUCAC
This is a messenger RNA of Dermatophagoides farinae (American house dust mite), 3278 nucleotides long. RefSeq names its product coronin-2B. Lineage: Eukaryota; Metazoa; Arthropoda; Arachnida; Sarcoptiformes; Pyroglyphidae. Gene Ontology annotation, molecular function: actin filament binding. The record is from RefSeq and is a predicted model, not a curated record.